Molecule: messenger RNA, 917 nt
Organism: Drosophila ficusphila
Lineage: Eukaryota; Metazoa; Arthropoda; Insecta; Diptera; Drosophilidae
Product: C-type lectin domain family 3 member A-like
Exons: 1
Coding region: 70-879 (269 amino acids)
Molecular function (GO): signaling receptor activity
Source: RefSeq, a predicted model, not a curated record
UUAGGUAAAUAGAUCCAGAAUCAGUUCUGUUUAAACUUUCGCGUGGUUCUCUGGUUAUUCGGAAUUAAUAUGUUGAAGUCGACCACUUACUGGUUAGUUUUGUUCCUUUCUUGGCACUCUUACGGAUCCUUGGCCAAGGACUCUUCGGUGUGUCUUUUGCACGACCAGCCAAACCAAUGUGGAGCAUUCUGCCUGCAGGCGCUAAGGCCGAUGAUCGAUCACAUGGCUUUUCACCAGAGGAAGCUGAAUGAGACCCAAGCGAAGCUGGACAGAGUGGAGGGUCAGCUAUCUAAGCUGGACAGAAUGGAGGGUCAGCUAUCUAAGCUGGACAAAAUGGAGGGUCAGCUAUCUAAGCUGGACAACCUGCAGACAAAACUGGAGGCGAUUGAAAGACAACUGUCAGCGAUGCAAGAAUUACCAUCCAAAGCGAAAAAGGAACCCAUAAGACAACUGUCAGCGAUGCAAGAAUUACCAUCCAAAGCGAAAAAGGAACCCAUAAAUACGCAUCCGUACGUUCGGAUUGGCUCGAAAUGGAUUUACGUCGAACGCGAAAAUCGUCGAAAUUGGGAGGAAGCUGAAGCGUUCUGCCGUGGGAUAAACGGUCACCUGAUCACAAUCCAGAACAACUCCGAGCUGAGCGCUCUGUAUGAAAAGUUGGAUAAAUACACUGACUACUGGCUGGGGAUCAAUGACGUGGCCAAGGAGGGCGAGUUUGUGUCCGUGGCUUCCGGCAAGCCAGCUCCCUUUCUCAAUUGGGAACACAACCAACCCGAUAACCGGAACGGAAAUGAAAACUGCGUGACUAUUCGUCUCGGCCAAAUGUGCGACCUCGACUGUAGUUAUAUAUUUUUUUUCAUUUGCGAGGCGACAUUUUAUUAAAAGAAAUUGUGUGGUUAUAAUAAAAAGAUUAUCCAGGA